Messenger RNA from Salvia miltiorrhiza (redroot sage), 950 nucleotides. RefSeq lists its product as uncharacterized. The record is from RefSeq and is a predicted model, not a curated record. Gene Ontology annotation, biological process: ribosomal large subunit assembly; cytoplasmic translation. Gene Ontology annotation, molecular function: RNA binding; structural constituent of ribosome. Gene Ontology annotation, cellular component: ribosome; cytosolic large ribosomal subunit. The transcript is spliced from 5 exons. NCBI's taxonomy places the organism in Eukaryota, Viridiplantae, Streptophyta, Magnoliopsida, Lamiales, Lamiaceae. Bases 145 to 699 code for a protein of 184 amino acids.
ACGUUCAAAUCCCUCCCCUCUUUUUCCGAAACCCUCCGAUUGCUGUCUCCCAUUCAGCCUGAUUUCCCCUCCACCGUCGGCGACGCUUUCUCCGGCCGGCCUCCGCCUCAGCACCCUACGCUGCUUCCCUAAAGGCGGUCUGCUAUGCUAUCGUUCCGCCUCCCGCUGUCGGUCCGCCUCCUCCAGUCGGAAGUUGCUGCAACGCGCCGCCCUUACACGCCCUCCACAUGUGAUGUUUCAAAAAAUUUCACCUCCGUUGAAAUGCUUCGUGGAAUAUUUGCUCUUCCAAGUUGCUUUUGGAGGAGAAGCCUCUCAAAUUCUACCCUGUCGAUGAAGUUAAGAAGCCGCUCUCCUUGUUGCUCAAGGCCAAGCCCACCAAGAUCAGCGAGCAUUACUCCCGGAACAGUUCUGAUCAUAUUGUCAGGGAGAUUUAAGGGGAAGAGAGUUGUUUUAUUGAAGCAGAUUUCCUCUGGAUUGCUUCUUGUAACUGCAGUGUUUUCUAUUAGCUAUGCAUCUCGAAUCUCUUGGGCAUAUGUUAAUUCUUUGCCUGAAGUUAUUGUCAUCCAUACACGAAGUAUUCUGCUUUCCUUUUCCUGCUCGCUCAAUCUCAGCUCAUUUUUUAGACCUUCUAUCUGCAACAAAUACUGUUACAUUUCUUCAGAUUUGUUUUCAAUUUCCAGCAUCAAUUCUUCCUCAUGACUACAUACAGUCUCGAGCUGUUGUUGCAGAGAGCCAACGUGAUCCAUCAGCCCUCGACUUUAGAUGACCAGUGCUUUGUCUCAUGCCUAAAAUUGUAUACACCAGGAAAUUAUUUUAUAUAUGUAUGGUUAAGAGAUGCCUACUAUUGUUGUGUUCCAUCAUGUAAUAGCCUUCUAUUUGCAUUCUUUGGUUUCAGAUUUCCUUAACUUUGGAUAUUGUGCUCUACAUAACAUCAUUACGGAUUUCUACUA